Geodia barretti is the source of this 459-nucleotide messenger RNA. The record is from the annotation of a GenBank genome assembly. NCBI's taxonomy places the organism in Eukaryota, Metazoa, Porifera, Demospongiae, Tetractinellida, Geodiidae.
AUGAGCCAGCGAACCGAAUUCGACCCGCUCAGGCUGCUGGACGCGCUGCAUGCCGGAGCCGAGCGCGAUUGUGCCUUCGAAGCGACGGCCGCCGACGCCGCACGCGAGUGGCAGGCGCACGCCAGGCGCGUGCUCACCGGGCACCUGGGUUUCUUGGAACGGCCGGUGCCGCCCGUGGAGGCCGAGGUGGAGCAGACCGUCGACCGCGGCUCCUACGUCCGGGAGCGGGUCGUGCUGCGCACGUGGCCGGACGCGACCAUGCCGGUGUACGUGCUGGUGCCGAAGGGCCUCACCGGACCGGCGCCGUGCGUGCUGGCCCUGCACGGACACGGGUACGGGGUACGAGACAUCGUCGGGCUGUGGGAGGACGGCUCCGAACGGUGGGAGCCGGACGGCUACCACAAGGACUUCGGAUGCGCGCUGGCCGAGCGCGGCUUCGUGUCGCGGCGCCCGAGAUAA